Episyrphus balteatus (marmalade hoverfly) is the source of this 2170-nucleotide messenger RNA. RefSeq names its product homeobox protein aristaless-like. The transcript is spliced from 5 exons. Gene Ontology annotation, molecular function: DNA-binding transcription factor activity, RNA polymerase II-specific; RNA polymerase II transcription regulatory region sequence-specific DNA binding. Bases 1250 to 2170 code for a protein of 306 amino acids. Gene Ontology annotation, biological process: regulation of transcription by RNA polymerase II. Lineage: Eukaryota; Metazoa; Arthropoda; Insecta; Diptera; Syrphidae. The record is from RefSeq and is a predicted model, not a curated record.
CUCACACUCAACCAUUUUGGACAAGAUUUUAUAUAAUGUAAGUGUACAAACAUACCUAGGUAUGCGCUUGAUCACUGAAAGUUUUUUUCCUCUUAUGGGAUCGCUAAAAAAAAACUUUCAAGCAUUAAUUCCCUACAUAAAUUGUCAUCAACAGCGAAUGUGACAAUGACAAUCGAAGCAAAAAUGCUACAAUACGUGAGGGAGUGUAUUCUUUUUUUUGUAGUUCUUGAAUACAUGUCUAAAAGUUUAUUCAGUAAACAUCAAAAUACCGUCCACGAGUUUGCUUACUGUCCAUACAUCAGUUGAAUCGCUUAAUCAGAACAUGCUCAGCACGCGUAUAAAUUAAUUUAUACGGUAACAAUAUCCGCCUACUUGGGAAGGUAUUCGCAUAUGUUUUUGCAUAAUUAACUAUACAUCGAGCAACUUUUUUUUGAAAAAAAGACCAAUUACUUCGAACAACUCAAUCAGUUGGCUAAAGUGGGAAAACUAAAUUCAGGAGUUAAAUUAAUCAAAUGUGCAAAGAACUACUUCAGUCCGACUGAUGUGAGCAUUAAAUUGUCGGAUUUGCAGUUGAAUUUACAGAGGCCCAUCAUUCGCUCAGAGUACGAAACUGUGUUCAAUUUGCAUUCAUUAUUAAGAAACAUUGUCAUUAUGAACGAGGCUGGCGCAGAUCGCGCAGCUAGCAGCUACUAGUUGGAGCCAGGACUCUCAUUGGAUAUUCCAGCAGGAGGAUCGAGGAUGAAGAUGGCAUUGCUAUAGAAUCUUCCUCUUUGAAUAAUACGGAUUACAAAUUAAUGGAGCUGACAAAUGAAGAAAAAAACGUGUUUGGGCAUUUUGUUAGCUGAGGAAAUCUAUGGCGGAAAGUAAUAAAUUAAUUAAAUGUUUGUGCAAAAUAUUGAAUUUCAAAUCAGAAGUCGGAAUCCUACAUUCAACUUUAUACCUGCACCCUGCGCGAAUACAGUGGCUAAAUUGAGUGUGGCGAACAUGGCGAAAAUGUUGCUCUUGAAUCAUGCAUUGUAAAGUAAAGCAUUCAUUAAAACAAAACACGUUUUCACUAGUUCGACUGUCUACAGAAACAAGGCACCGAACAUUGACUGGUAUAUUAUUUAGGAGAGCAUUCGGUUUUCAAUCGGGAGGUCGAUGAUGCAUUAACCACAUGGUGGUGACAUCUCAGUAUAUUGGAAUUUAAAAAGCUGUGACCUUGAACAAUACGAAGGUUAGUCCUUUUUUAUGUGUACUGCCCAUUAUUAUGGGCAUAUUGGAGGAAGUCAAACUGGAAGACUUAGCAAAAGAACCCAAACUAGCUCAUCAGGAAAACAAUCCUGACAAUGCGACAACGUUUUUGUCAACUUCAGCAAGCGGUGGCACGAAUAGUCCAAUUUCUGAUGUUAAUAGUGACACUGAAAUUGAUGAGUACGCACCAAAACGAAAACAACGUCGUUAUCGAACUACAUUUACAAGUUUUCAAUUGGAAGAACUGGAAAAAUCGUUUUCGAGAACUCAUUAUCCUGACGUAUUUACAAGGGAAGAGCUAGCAAUGAAAAUAGGAUUAACUGAAGCAAGGAUUCAGGUAUGGUUCCAAAAUCGCAGAGCCAAAUGGCGUAAACAAGAAAAAGUUGGACCUCAAUCACAUCCUUACAAUCCAUACAUUCAAAGUGCACCAAAUCAAAUGCAAACAAUAGUUGGAUCUGCAUUACCUCCAAGUCAUUUUGCUCAUUUAGGAUUUAAUUUACGAAAACCUUUUGAAACGUCUUCGAAUCUUGUCACACUCAGAUACCCACACUUAUCGGGUGGACCGAUGAUUCCGUCAGGAUAUUUAAAUCAAUUUCAUAGGGCACCACCACAAAUAAUGCCACACAGUAUGACUUCCAUGUAUUCUCCAUCGACUUCGUUUCAAUCUCUUUUAGCCAAUAUGUCAGCAAUGCCUCGUCCUCCAUCUUCUCUAAAACAAGUCAAUCCUGAAGUUUUAUCGUGCAACCCGAUAGACUCGCCUUCAAUUUCACCAAACGCUAUUCCUAAUACUAUCAAUUCUGGACUUUCAACUCGAAAACCCACUCCACCAGAAGACAGACGAAGUUCUUCCAUAGCUGAGUUGCGCUUAAAAGCUCGGGAACAUGAAAUGAAGUUGGAAAUGCUACGACAGAAUGAAGAUGGUGAUGUUAUCAGCUAG